UGGCACGCGAAUUGAUCGUGACAAGAUUUUUAUUCAUGAAUAGUUCAGACUUUCCUAAGUAAAGUGCUUAAUAUAAGGAAUACCAGACACUUGAAUCAAGUCACGUGAAUCGCUACUAAUUAACGUAAGCUUCAAACGGCAUUCUUAACUCCGAUCGUCACUAAAGGAGCGUCAGAGUUUUUCGGGCGGUGUCAAAAUGAGCAAAAAACCAGUGUUGAGGGACGAAGGAAUGCUUAAAGAUAUCUUCCAACUGUAUGACACUACAGGAGGGGACAAAAUUGACGUGAAUCAACUCGGUCAGGUUUUGCGAGCGACAGGGUUGAAUCCCACACAGAGCGAAGUCCAGAAAGUGGAAAGAGAUGUUGGCAAGUCGACGGUUUCUUUCGAAGAAUUCUUGCCGAUUUACAACUCCGUUGCGCAGCACAUGACAAGUGUAUCAAGUGUGAGUCCUGAACAAGUUGUGGAUUGUUUCAAACACUUCGAUCGGGAGGGAAGCGGUAGUAUUUCGUCCAGUAUGCUACGUCAUGUUCUGACUUCGUUGGGCGAGAAACUCACAGAUGAAGAAUUCGAUGCUUUGUCGUCAGGCCAUGUCAGCUCAAAAGGAGAAAUUAGCUACGAGGUCUUCAUACCUGCCAUCAUGGCAAACGCUGAAUGAUAAAAUGGGGAAUUUGUUUUAUUAAGAUGAUUCGACUUGCGAGCGAAAUGGAGUGAUUGUCAACUGAGAAACAAUAUCACCUAGGAAUACUUGAGAGCUUUUAUGUGACAUGCCAUGUUGACCCUUUGAAACGCGUUGAAUUCUAUCGCCUUUAAGUCCGCCUAAUUGACCAUCAAACUUGUAAUCGUUAGUAAUUUAGCGCCAUAAAUAACAAACUCCCUGGAGAGCAAACUACAGGCCUUCUGAUAAUUCUGUUCUUUACUAUCGUAACCAGAGGAAACGAAGUUAAAGUCGAAAUUGAGUUGUCAACACUAUGAAAAUAUUUAGUCUUAUAGACGCCUCGAUAUGUAAACAAAUGAUGUUAUAUGAUGGUCUGAUAACACAGAGAUAUGGGAAUUAGGAGACUUGUGAAAUUCAUUCACUUUUACGGUCUUUCAUAUGCAAAGGGUGAUAACUUAUUAUCUUGUUUCCGAACACGAUUGGACGAGUUAUGUUCCGUCAGACACUUCAGAAAACGCUCUCGGUCGAAUUGAAUACUAUGCAAAUUAUGUAAACACUCAAUAAUGAGCAAUAAAUCUAUAUGUUGACUUUGA
Pocillopora verrucosa is the source of this 1248-nucleotide messenger RNA. RefSeq names its product myosin-2 essential light chain-like. Gene Ontology annotation, cellular component: myosin II complex. Gene Ontology annotation, molecular function: calcium ion binding. Lineage: Eukaryota; Metazoa; Cnidaria; Anthozoa; Scleractinia; Pocilloporidae. The record is from RefSeq and is a predicted model, not a curated record.